AUGGAUUCCAUAGCCUUUUGGAAUUGUAGAGGGGCAAAGAAGAAGGAAUCCUCUCUAUAUAUGAAGGAGUUCAUAAAAGAUUAUAAGGUAUUCUUUGUGGGUUUAGUUGAAACUAAAAUCAGCUCCUUUGAUAAAACUGAUUUUGAUAAUAUCAUGGGUCCUAAUUGGGAUUUCUUUAUUCUACCUUCGGAGGGAUUAUCUGGUGGUAUUAUGAUUCUAUGGAGAACUGAUAUUGCUUCCUUCUCAGUGUUAAAAACUAUAUAUCAAUAUGUAAUUGGAGAUCUUAAUGUCUUCAAAAAAGGAAGUUGGAUGAUUGCUACUGUCUAUGGGAGCAAGGAGGUUCACAAGAGGAGAUUAUUAUGGGAUUGCAUUCAUGAGCAAUUGCAAAGGAAGAUUCCAUCUAUUAUUGGAGGGGAUUUUAAUUGCAUUCUAUCACAAGAGGAAAGGAGAGGAGGAAAGAAGUUUAUCUUCUUUCAAGGUUCCUUAGAAAUGCUCAAAUUUAUGAAUGAUAGUGAUUAUCAUGAUAUUGGAGUGGUUGGUCCAAGAUAUACUUGGUGCAAUAAUAAAGUGGGAAGUGGAAGAAUUCUAAAACGCUUGGAUAGAUGCUUGUUGAACUCAAUGGAUCUUCAAAAUAUCCAAAUUAUUGUGGUAAGACACUUAGCCAGAGUGGCUUCUGACCACUGCCCUAUAGUGCUGAAAUUAUUUGAUGAAACUAGAAGGUUAGCAAGGUCUAUUAAAUUUGAAGAUGUUUGGUUAUCCUUUAAAACAUCGGAGCACAUAGUUUCCAAAAUCUGGAAAAAGAAUUUUGUAGGGGAUGACAUGGAAGUCCUCAACAAGAAGUGCAAGAGAACUUUAAAUGACUUAUUUUAUUGGAGCAAGAACAAACUAAAAGACUUUUCUAGUGAAAAUGAUAGAUUAAAGGCUGAUAUUGUAUUACUCCAAGAAGAAGAAGCUAGAAAAGGAUGGCUAGAUGAUGAGAAGUUAUGGAAACUAAGAGCUAAAGUAAGAGAGUUUAAUGUUAUUCUCAAUUACUUGAACACUUGGUGGAAGCAAAGAGCAAAAGUGAAGUGGGUAGUUGAGGGUGAUUCAAAUACCAAAUUCUUUCAUGCCUUUGCCAAUGCUAGAAGAAAUUCGAAUUGGAUCUCUCAAGUAAAGAAUCUUGAGGGCUUGAUCACCGAAGAUCCUAGGGAAGUGGAAGAAGUUUUUUUCAAUUUCUUUCAAGAGAAAUGGAAGGAAAGAUAUUGCAGUUUAGAUAACUAG
Molecule: messenger RNA, 1260 nt
Organism: Dendrobium catenatum
Lineage: Eukaryota; Viridiplantae; Streptophyta; Magnoliopsida; Asparagales; Orchidaceae
Exons: 1
Coding region: 1-1260 (419 amino acids)
Molecular function (GO): catalytic activity
Source: RefSeq, a predicted model, not a curated record